Molecule: messenger RNA, 1200 nt
Organism: Trypanosoma brucei brucei TREU927
Lineage: Eukaryota; Euglenozoa; Kinetoplastea; Trypanosomatida; Trypanosomatidae
Exons: 1
Coding region: 1-1200 (399 amino acids)
Source: RefSeq, a predicted model, not a curated record
AUGACAGGUCCUGCGGUUAACCUCCCCGCUUUCCAGUCAUUGAGCCAACCGGGUCUUUUCCCCCGCAGUAUUCCACCAGACCCGUCGUUGCAGUGCCAAGUGCUCGCCGCUGAGUGGUGCGCUUCGCUUUCAAUCGCAAUGAUUAAUCUGUCGUCUGGCGAUUUUUCCCCUUCAGCUAACUCAUCGUCUUCGUCACCGAAAGGGGGAUUCGUAGCAGCGGGUCUAGCAACGACAUUAUUCCAUGAUCUCUCUGCCCACUACGGCUCACAUGCGCUGCGGCGUGGCGCAAGUCAUCCUUUGGGACCGUGUUACCGAAGCAAGAAACGUUCACGUGCGGCGGGUCAUCACGAUGGGCGAGGAGGAAUAUGGUCACUUAGGAUGGCUCAUCGGCUCUGGUGUCGCCGUUGUGGUCUACAUCUUUGUCCCGGAAAAACAAAACUUCUGCGAUCUCCGUGUGCUCCUUCAGUAUGUUCCCUAGAAGAUAGUGAGGGUUUCGUUGGAGGUCCUGCCGCUGGGGAGGCUUCGCGUGCAAAUCGGGGGCUGUACGUGUGUUGCCGUUGCCUCGCAGCAGAACAGCUACGUCACAAGAAGGAAAUGGGAUCAUUUGUGCAAAGUUGCAAGGAAAGGAAUGUGAGAUAUACCAACAGUGAGGAGGAGGAGGAGGAGGGCACUCACCUUUCCACUAGUAAUCACUUAGCCGCUGCUGCCGCCGCUGCAGCCGUCGGUCGCACACGGCGAAGAAAGCGUAAGAGGCACAAUGAUGACGUUGUAUCUGGAGAUCGGGUGUCGAAAGAUGGGCAAAUUGCUUCCACUGUUGCCCUACGGAACCUACCUAAAGGCUCUUUGGUUCGAGGUAAGAGGAGUCGCGUGACGGUUCCCGGGGCUUUGAAGGCGCUGCCGCCUUCUCUGAAGAAUGAACAAAAGACACACGGCAUCGGUAGCAUUGAUGAGGGCCGUAUGACCGCGAGGAAGGCGGCACGCACCGAAACCUAUGGUGAUGUUAAGCGGGCCAACCACACUCAGGCAGGCUCUGAACCACCGGUUUCUAUGACUGUCGAGUUAAGACAAGUAACGGGUGCGCAACCGGGGCCGCUUCGCCCACUGAGUCGCCGGGGGACCGCUAUACCUAAGAAGGAUGGUGCAUCAAACGCAAAGUCGAACAAUGCGUUUUCAAAUACCAUGUCGCGGCUUGGUCUCUAA